Saccostrea cuccullata (small rock oyster) is the source of this 1561-nucleotide messenger RNA. RefSeq lists its product as uncharacterized. The transcript has 2 exons. NCBI's taxonomy places the organism in Eukaryota, Metazoa, Mollusca, Bivalvia, Ostreida, Ostreidae. The record is from RefSeq and is a predicted model, not a curated record. The coding region runs from base 164 to 1249 and encodes 361 amino acids.
AGUGAUCUGAAGCAGUAUUUAUUCUGACUUAUAAGCCAUGUUUAGAGGUUGCUUUAGUCCGACAUAAAUGACGUUUUCCAGGCUUUAUGUAUGACAAAACUUAUAUUACAAAAUAUAGAUUGCAUUUUUAUUUAACAAUAUUCAAACCGGAGUUGAGGGAGAAAUGAAUAUUUCAUCAUCAAGAAUUGCAACCAUUAUAGAAGUCUCAAGAAAGAAAUGCAGCUUGCUGGGAAUUCUUGUUAUUAUGGCCAGUUUCAUGUUUUUCGUGUGGCAAAACCAUUGGGAUCAGUACACAAAAAGCCCUCCCAUCUUCGAUCCUGCUCCACGAACAGAAACCUACAGGAAAUAUAAUCCUCUUCCCAAAGGUCCUGAUGGUAUACCGUAUGCCGAAAUAGAAGUAAUACGAAGCGACUGUGGGCAACUAUGCAAUACGUCACGGCCUGGCACUCCAGGUCCGUAUUUUAACCAUGUUACGGCACCAAUAAACUGUAUAGCAAUUUUCAGAAAUGAAUACAUUGAUAAAGGGCAUGGUUUGAAAGUGGCACCAAAAAAGAUUCCAAAAAAACUUCUCAAGGAUUUUACAAUGAAUUUUCGGCUGCCAGUAUCAUAUUAUUAUUAUAACAAUCCAUACUUUGCCCAAAAGGCUAGAACGCCAGUAUGGACAAAAGCAAGCGUAGAACAAAUGGUCUCGCUGGCAAAGAGAGGGGCUUUAGGAGGAAAUUAUGGAAUUUCCGAAACAAACGCGUUAAGAGAUGGAAUGCGGCAUGCUCCUGGCAUCAAAGGUGGACGCGUCUUAGUUAUAGGGUCUGAGAAUCCAUGGGUUGAGGCAUGCGUAUUGGAGGCUGGAGCAAAAGAAGUUGUAACUCUUGAAUAUGGAGAAAUUAAAUCCCUACAUCCAAAAAUUAAAACUUUCACUCCUAGAGAAUUUAGCAAGGCGUUUCUGAACAAUAAACUUGGUGAAUUUGAUGCUGUGGUAACAUUCAGUUCGGUGGAACAUUCUGGACUUGGUAGAUAUGGCGAUGGACUUAAUCCUUGGGGAGAUAUCAUAGCAAUCGCCAGGGCAUGGUGUGUUACAAAGAAAGGGGGAUCGCUGACUAUAGGAGUAAUGUUUGAUAAUGGAAAAGGCUAUAUUGGAUAUAAUGGUGGACGAUAUUAUGGAAAAAUAAGAUACCCGUAUCUCGCCACUAACUGGAAACAACACUACAGAGGGAGUGGACUUCAAAGAGUCCAUGUGUUCACAAAACCAUAAAUCUAGGAAAUAAGAACAUCAUUUUGUCAUCAGACUCCAUACUGUAGAAUUUUUUAUGCAUGUGUGUGUACCAUGUUUGUUCAGUUCAUUUGACUUGAAAUCUUUGAUAUGGAAGAUUUUUUUUUACGAAAAGGAUUAUAACAAUGCUCCUGGGUACUAUUUAAUUAAACUAAGUGCAUGGUUAUGAUAAGCAUUGAUGCCUUUUCCAAAAUAAAAAUUUCAUGGCUCCUGGGUCAUGGGCUCUGGUGUUAGGACUUGGCUCUAUUGAUUAUUUAGUGAAAAUACAUCAAUUCUUUUAAAAUCUUCUCUCCU